UGGCGAGGCGGCGGCGGCGGCGUUGCGUGGAGCCCCCGUCCUAAUGGCGGCGCUGAAGUACGCGGGGCUGGAGGACACGGACAGCGAGGAGGAGCUGCCGCCCGGCUGGGAGGAGCGGACCACCAAGGACGGCUGGGUUUACUACGCCAAUCAUCUUGAAGAAAAAACACAGUGGGAGCAUCCUAAAUCUGGAAAGAGGAAACGUGUUGCAGGAGGUCUGCCGUAUGGAUGGGAGCAGGAGACUGAUGAAAGUGGACAAGUCUAUUUUGUGGACCACAUAAACAAAAGGACUACUUACCUUGACCCAAGAUUGGCAUUUACAGUUGAAGAUAAUCCAGUAAAACCUACUACUAGACAAAAAUACGAUGGAAACAGUACUGCAAUGGAAAUACUUCAGGGUUGUGACUUGAGUGGAAAAGUGGUUAUAAUCACUGGAGCAAAUUCAGGAAUAGGUUUUGAAACUGCAAAGUCUUUUGCACUGCAUGGGGCUUACGUUAUCCUGGCCUGCAGAAACAUGUCAAGAGGCAAUGAUGCUGUACAGCGCAUCCUUACGGAGUGGCAUAAAGCCAAGGUGGAAGCAAUGACCUUAGACCUUGCUUCUCUUCACAGUGUGCAGUGCUUUGCUGAAGCAUUCAAGUCCAAGAAUGUGCCUCUUCACAUACUGGUCUGCAAUGCUGCCAUUUUUGGUGCUCCAUGGUGCUUAACAGAAGAUGAGCUGGAGUCCACCUUCCAGGUGAAUCAUUUGGGGCAUUUUUAUCUUGUCCAGCUCCUUGAAGAAGUUCUACGCCGUUCAUCUCCUGCAAGAGUAGUUGUGGUAUCCUCAGAAUCACACAGAUUUACAGACAUUAAAGACUCCUCUGGAAAACUUGAUUUCAGCCUGCUUUCUCCAUCUAAGAAGGAGUAUUGGGCUAUGCUGGCCUACAAUCGUUCCAAGCUUUGCAAUAUACUGUUCUCCAAUGAGCUGAACCGACGCCUUUCUCCCUACGGGGUGACGUCUAAUGCCGUCCAUCCUGGAAAUAUGAUGUACUCCUCGAUUCAUCGGAACUGGUGGGUGUAUACCCUGUUGUUUACCUUGGCUCGACCUUUCACCAAAUCCAUGGUAAAUGAGGAGCGUGACUGGCCCCUCCGUCUCGACUGAGGUGUUCGUAUGAUGGGAGGUUCUUCAUUUUCAAAAUCUGCACGGUGUUUCUUCACUAAAUAGAUCUCUGUUACACUCACCUCAGCAACAUUAGGGAACUGUAGUUUAUUUUCUGUGCUUUUUUAUUGCAUUUACUGUGUUUGCUGCGUAGCAGGCAUUUUCACAUGCAGCUAAGAAAUCCUCACAGUUUUGUGACGCUCUCCCCGCACUGCGGCGCAAAGUCUGCUUUCGCAGCGCUGCGGUUCAGCGCCUCCGGCCCGUCUCCGCCUCUGCGCGGUACGCCCCGUCCUGCGCGCACACGCGCGUGCGCCCCGUCCACGGCCCCUUCCGGAAAACCUGCCGAAGAGCCCGCCGCAAAGGGGUGCGUGAUCGUCGGUGCUGCGUCACUUGUUUGUACGUCAUGCAGAAGGCUUUUCAGAUAUUUUAAUUGUCAUGUUAAGAUUUCAGAUCUAAAACCAUCGUGAUUGAACAAACAGGCUUUUAGUUAAUUUAAGUUGGAAUAAAAGUGAGCGUUUCAAAGCUGUAUGAUGGGAAUAGCUCAUAAAUGAAGCAUUUUUCCCCUUAGGGAUAUAAUCAGAAUGCAGAAAAAUCCCUAUAGAGAAGACCUUCAUAAAUUAGAAAAAAAAAUUGCUAAACAGAAGCAUCGUAU
This is a messenger RNA of Rhea pennata, 1787 nucleotides long. It is a transcript of the gene WWOX, whose product is annotated as WW domain containing oxidoreductase. Gene Ontology annotation, cellular component: nucleus; cytoplasm. The transcript is spliced from 9 exons. Lineage: Eukaryota; Metazoa; Chordata; Aves; Rheiformes; Rheidae. The coding region runs from base 44 to 1138 and encodes 364 amino acids. Gene Ontology annotation, molecular function: protein binding; transcription coactivator activity. The record is from RefSeq and is a predicted model, not a curated record. Gene Ontology annotation, biological process: positive regulation of transcription by RNA polymerase II; hippo signaling.